UCUUUCACCAGUUUGGCUUCUCGCGUAUCGCCCUAGCCCCAUCUGCUUUUCUUCUCCCUCGGUUUGGUUUGGUUCCUGAAUCUUCAGCUUGCUAGCACAGGGUUCUUGGCUUGGCUCGUCUGUAGCGGCAUUCUCUACCAGCACCAUAAGCUUAGAUCUCUGUGUAUCUUGAUCCACUUGUGCUGACAGCCACCCCUGGCUAUUUCGCUUUAGUGGCACUAUCGGGCCCUCUGAUAGCUCCUCGCUCAUACCUCUCUUUCGCGAGCAACGCGUUCUUAUUAGUGGGCUUGUUUUUUUAUUUUUGGUCUUCAUCCGCGUUUCCAGAUUUUCCAGCUCGUUAUCGAGAAUGAUUCUUCGCAUCGUGAAUCCCCAUGCCGCCGGGCGUCCCAUUGCCCAGAUUUCUCGCACAGCAUCGUCGCCAGCGUCGUCAGCGUCAUCGUCGCCCCUGCCAGAACGAGGCGCCGGAUUCGCGAUAAGCGCAUCGUCAGUUACCAGCAAAUCUGUGUCGCUCGCGAGGCCCUUCCACCACCAUGCUCCCGUGGUAACAUUUCGCACAUUCCGUAAGCCUUCCGCCGUGCGUGCGAUAGCGUACUCGAGUUGUAGCCGGAGCACGGCGUUGUCCCAGCAGCACUGGGGGGGGUUGACGAGGCGUGCUCUAAACCGAGUCCGAGACCGAGACCUCUCCGGUCUUUCGCCCGCGUCAAUUUCUUCGAGGCCGCAAGGGAGAGUGGCGGGUUCGACGUCGAUCCGCGCGGAAUCGGAAUCAUCUGAGCCGUCGCCUGCAGCGGCGGCGCCGGCAGCGGGGACGGUGUCAGUGGCAUUCCGUCUGACCCGGCAGUGCGCGUACGGGCAGAAGUUCUUCGUGUCGGGCGCGCACGAGGCGCUGGGGGGGUGGGACCUGGAGAAGGCGAUACCUGCGGAGUGGUCGGAAGGGCACGUCUGGACGGCCAAGGCGAUGGUGCCCCGCAACGCAUCCCUGCCGUUCAAGUGUGUGAUGGUGGGGAAGCGCGGCGAGGUGGAGUGGCAGCAGGGCGGCAACCACUGCCUGGACACCACGGCCGUGGGGGCGGUGAUAGAUGUCGAUGUGCCAUGGAGCACAGCCGACGCCCUUGUCAUCUCCAACCGGGAUGAUCUUGACUCCCCCUCUGCUGCUUCUGCUGCUGCGGCUGCUGCUGCUGCUCCACCUGCGCGCAAACCUGCUGGGAAUGACGCUGCUGCUGUUGCGUCUGAUGCUGCUGCUCCUGCCACGCCUGCUGCUGCUGCUCCUGCUGUUGUUCCUGCCGUUGCCACUGCUGUUGUUCCUUCUGCCGCAUCUGCUCCUAAGCCGCUAGUGGCUGUGCCGCCUCGUCGCCCUGCUCCCCUAGUAGCAGCGCCGCCAGCACGCCCUGUCGCCAUCACUGCUGCGGCUGCUCCUCAGCAAGUUUUCGUGGGAUCACCAACAGCAGCAGCAGCACCAGCAGCACCAGCAGCGCCAGAAGCACCAGCACCAGCACCAGCAGCAGAGAAGGCGCAGGUGUCGACAAGCAGCAGCAGUUUGGGGGUGAAGGAAGCAACGCCCGCAGCAGCAGCAGCACUGCCAAAGCAACGUAAGCCAGCCAAGCCCCGGACAAGAAGACCACGGCAGCCACAGCAGCAGACAGGCCCGGCAGGGGAGCAGUAGUGUGAGAGGUUCUUGACUAGAUUACAGGGUGGCUGGAAUACAUAUGGUGGCUGCUAUACUGUGUUGUGCACUGUUGAAUGGCUAUGGAUUGGGGGAAGAGGGGGGGGAAGGGAGAGUGUUCGCCCGCUGGGGCGGCUGGAAGGAGGGGUGUGUGUGCUGGAUGAUAGGGGAUCAGGAAGUGAUGGCCAUUAUAGCUCACAAAAGGAAUGGAGCUGCAUGGCAUGAUGAUGGUCUGAUGGAGAUGGCAUGCUGGGAUGACGCCACAUGAUGUCAUGUCAUGUGACUCGAGUCAUGACUCGUGGAAGGGGCAGCAUGGUGUGUCGGUGAUUAGUGGCGGAUACCGUUGCUGUAAUAGUAGGUAGGAGCAUCAUGAACUUGUGGUAGUAGAGUCAUGGUGCAAGCAUGCUUGUCUCUCUCUACUUACUGCACUGGAAGUCUGGAAGUCUGAAGGCUCAGCAGCAUCAUCAAGUCUGCCAUAGCAUGCAAUGUGUGCAUGUGUUACUACUACCAUACCUGUAUGCCAAUAUCAUACCGUAGUC
This is a messenger RNA of Closterium sp. NIES-67, 2199 nucleotides long. The record is from the annotation of a GenBank genome assembly. NCBI's taxonomy places the organism in Eukaryota, Viridiplantae, Streptophyta, Zygnematophyceae, Desmidiales, Closteriaceae.